AUGUCCAUGGCAAAGAGUGCCAGGGAUCCCCAGGAAGCUGUUGACCUCAAUCUGGACCUCAGGUCCCCUCCUGAAAGUGCCAAGAAGCUGCCGAACACAGACUCCAGUUUCUUGGAUGGAAGCCCUUCCGAGUCACCCGGCUUGGAGACGACCAAGGGCAUAACAGCAUUCCAGACCUUGGUUCACCUGGUGAAAGGUAACAUAGGCACAGGGGUCCUGGGACUCCCACUGGCUAUGAGGAAUGCAGGCAUCCUGAUGGGCCCACUCGGUUUGCUGGCCAUGGGGCUCAUCUCCUGCCACUGUAUGCACAUCCUGAUCAGGUGUGCCCGGCACUUCUGCCACAGGUUCAAUAAGCCCUUUAUGGAUUAUGGGGAUACAGUGAUGCAUGGACUAGAAGCCAACCCCAGCGCCUGGCUCCGGAACCACGCACACUGGGGAAGGUAUAUCGUGAGCUUCUUUCUUAUAGUCACCCAGAUGGGCUUCUGCUGCGUGUACAUUGUGUUUCUGGCUGAUAAUUUAAAACAGGUAGUCGAAGCAGUUAAUAGCACAACCAACAACUGCCAUUACGAGACAGUGAUUCUGACGCCCACCAUGGACUCUCGACUCUACAUGCUCACCUUCCUGCCCUUCCUGGUACUGAUAGUUCUCAUCCGGAACCUCAGGGUCCUGACUGUCUUCUCCCUGUUGGCCAACAUCACCAUGCUGAUCAGCUUGAUCAUCAUUGUCCAGUACAUCGUCCAGGAAAUUCCAGACCCCCGCCAGUUGCCACUGGUAGCAAAUUGGAAGACCUACUCUCUCUUCUUUGGAACAGCCAUUUUUUCAUUUGAAAGCAUUGGUGUGGUUCUGCCCUUGGAAAACAAGAUGAAGGAUGCCCGCCGCUUCCCAUUCAUCCUGUCUUUGGGAAUGUCCAUCAUUACUGCCCUCUACGUCAGUGUCGGGACUCUGGGCUACCUGCGGUUUGGAGAUGAUGUCAAGGCCAGCAUAACCCUUAACCUGCCCAACUGCUGGCUGUACCAGUCAGUCAAGAUCCUCUACAUCAUUGGAAUCCUGUGCACCUACGCCCUGCAGUUCUACGUCCCUGCGGAAAUCAUCGUUCCCCUCGCUACCUCCCACGUGUCAAAGCGCUGGGCACUGCCUCUGGACUUGUUCAUUCGCCUCGCCAUGGUCAGCCUGACAUGCAUCUUGGCUAUCCUCAUCCCCCGCCUGGACCUGGUCCUCUCCUUGGUGGGCUCCCUGAGUGGCAGUGCCCUGGCCCUCAUCAUCCCACCCCUCCUGGAGAUCACCACCUACUACUCAGAGGGCCUGAGCCCCAUCACCAUCGUCAAGGACACCCUGAUCAGCAUCCUGGGCUUCGUGGGCUUUGUGAUGGGGACCUACCAGGCCCUAGAUGAGCUGAUCCAGUCAGGAGACUCUCUCACCUUUUCCAACUCCACUGUUUUCAUUCAGUGA
Messenger RNA from Budorcas taxicolor (takin), 1449 nucleotides. RefSeq names its product solute carrier family 36 member 2 (gene SLC36A2). Gene Ontology annotation, molecular function: L-proline transmembrane transporter activity; amino acid:proton symporter activity; L-alanine transmembrane transporter activity. Bases 1 to 1449 code for a protein of 482 amino acids. NCBI's taxonomy places the organism in Eukaryota, Metazoa, Chordata, Mammalia, Artiodactyla, Bovidae. Gene Ontology annotation, cellular component: vacuolar membrane. Gene Ontology annotation, biological process: L-alanine transport; glycine transport; proline transmembrane transport. The transcript has 10 exons. The record is from RefSeq and is a predicted model, not a curated record.